AGCUACAUCCUUUAAGGGCUCCGGAUAUCUGUGGUGAAUUAGUCACUCUAGUGCAGCAGUAGUAUGGGGCAGCUGUUGCCACUAACGACUCUGCUACUUUUAGUUUCAGCAAGCAUGCAAGCUGCAGAUCUCCCAAAGGCUGUGGUGUUCCUAGACCCUCCAUGGGUCAGGGUGCUCCAGGAGGACAAUGUGACUCUGAAGUGCCAGGGGGCCCACCCCUCUGGGCACAAUUCCACACAGUGGUUGCAUAAUGGAAACCUCAUCUCAAGCCAGGCCUCCAGCUACUUCAUUGCAUCUGCCAGAGUUGAGGACAGUGGAGAGUACAGGUGCCAGACAGGCCUCUCCAUGCUCAGUGACCCUGUGCAGCUAGAUGUCCACACUGGCUGGUUGUUGCUCCAGGCCCCUAAGCGGGUGUUCCAGGAGGGGGAGACUAUUCGGCUGAGAUGCCACAGCUGGAGGAACAAGGCUGUGCAUAAGGUCACGUAUUUACAGGAUGGCAAAGGCAAGAAGUAUUUUCAUCACAAUUCUGAGUUGUACAUUCCAGAGGCCACACGCAAUGACAGUGGCUCCUAUUUCUGCCGGGGCCUUAUUGGGUAUAACAACAAGUCUUCAGAGACUGUGAACAUCAUCGUUCAAGGUCCAGCAUUUCCAUCCACCUCCCCAGUCUUCCCACCUUGGCACCAAAUUGCUUUCUGCCUGAUUAUGGGACUCUUAUUUGCAGUGGACACAGGGUUAUAUUUUUCUGUGCAAAGAAAUCUUCAAAGGUCAGUGGAAGACUGGACAGAACACAAAUUUAGAUGGAGCCAGGACCCUCAGGACAAAUGACCCCUGGGAUAAUAAGAGCACUGGCACACCUUCUAUGAACCUGUGGAUCAGCAACCUCAUCAUCCCCAUCAGGCAUUUCUUUGAGCAACAGAAAAAAAUACAACUCAGGGCCUGGGCUGAGGGCACCUUUCCCAACUCUGUUUUCUCUAGGUCUCUAGUAAAAGGAAAAGACCAAAAGCAAUGUCCCAGUGAGUAGCUACUCUCCAGGAAUUGAGUGCAGGAGCUAUACACUUUCUCUGGCUCAACCAUUUCCUCACAUACUCUGGAUGGUGAACCUUUAAAUGUGUAAAUGUAUAAACCUUUUAAUGUAUUGUUCCUGAAUAAAUGAAUAAGUAGAUAAACCAUUAACAGUUGAGGAAGGGCCACAAGGACAGUGGUCUGGUUGCCUUCAGGGGAACCCCGAACUCCUUCCAAAUGGAGGGUGGGAACUCCUGGGGACCUAGGCACAAUAGACUUAAUGAAGGAGAUGAGAAAGAGCAGUGGACAGACCAGGGGAGGUACCCACAUCUGGACCUAGAGUUAAGAUUGCCUAGAGCAGGAGCCAUGUUGGAGUCAUCGGAAUUUACAGCCAUGACAUCUAGUUGAGUUUUCCAGAGCAGUCUCUGUCAGAAUUGGAAUAGUUUGUGAAUAUAUAAUAAUGAAUCCUUUUAAAGCAAUGAAUAGACAGUAGGCCUAGGAAGGGGACUGAAGACUGGGGGUGGAUUGGGGCAGGAAGCAUGAGUUGAAAAAGAAAAUAUAGAUCAAACCUGUGUUAUGCUAAGUGAAACAGAGAUAGUUCCGCCUCUGAGCUGAGAAAAGCACAGUCAAAAAAGAGUUAACCACAAGUUCACAGGAAGGAAUGGUCAGAGAGUGAAGACACUUUUGAUGACCAACGUGGUAAGAAUUAGAGACAAGAAGGGGCAGGGACUAUAAAAACAACUUUUUUGUUUUCUGUUUCGGCAUCUAAUUCAGAUAUAACUUUGUUCACAUCAUUCAUUAAACAAAUGUUGGAUAACCAAUGCUAAAUGUCCUGAACUCUACUGACUGAGUUUAAUUGUGAAACUUUGAAAUUUCUCAGCACAUCAGUAUCAAUGGGGUGGGGGCAAAGAAGGAAACCAUUGUUUAUGGAAGAAAGCUUCAGCUAUCUCUUUCUGUCUUGCAUUCAAUAAAACAUUUUACAAGAUCUUGAAUGCCACUCUCAAAAGAUGGAAAAAACAUGGUAAUAAAACAAGAAUGAUGUGA
Messenger RNA from Sciurus carolinensis (gray squirrel), 2046 nucleotides. RefSeq names its product low affinity immunoglobulin gamma Fc region receptor III-A-like. Lineage: Eukaryota; Metazoa; Chordata; Mammalia; Rodentia; Sciuridae. The record is from RefSeq and is a predicted model, not a curated record. Gene Ontology annotation, molecular function: transmembrane signaling receptor activity. Gene Ontology annotation, biological process: regulation of immune response; cell surface receptor signaling pathway. The transcript is spliced from 5 exons. Bases 64 to 825 code for a protein of 253 amino acids.